Amphibalanus amphitrite is the source of this 2025-nucleotide messenger RNA. Its product is annotated as U3 small nucleolar RNA-associated protein 18 homolog. Gene Ontology annotation, molecular function: protein binding. Gene Ontology annotation, biological process: rRNA processing. The record is from RefSeq and is a predicted model, not a curated record. The transcript has 2 exons. Gene Ontology annotation, cellular component: Pwp2p-containing subcomplex of 90S preribosome; small-subunit processome. The coding region runs from base 244 to 1806 and encodes 520 amino acids. Lineage: Eukaryota; Metazoa; Arthropoda; Thecostraca; Balanomorpha; Balanidae.
ACCUUAGUAUUCUAUGACCGUGGUCUGGAUGAGGAUAGGACCCUCUUGCACAGAGACAAGUCAGAAUCGUUUUCAAGUUAUUCCUUAUGGUCUGCAGACCAUUAAUAGCAAAUAUGAAUCUGAAUCUAAAUAUGUUGCCAAGUUCAUAGACAUUCGUGCAAGGAGACUGCAAAUCCAGGGCUGGUCUUUGUGCAAGAGAGGCCUACCUAUCUUCGGUUCAUGACAAACUCAUAAAGAAGGAGUAUGUCUGCCAGAGAAUCAUCACCAGAGGCACCAGCUCCAGUGGAAAUAAAGGCCAAAAAGAAAAAGAAACUGGCCAAGAUGGAAACACCAAUUAAAGCAGUGAAAGAUGCUGAUGAGCAAAAGCUGGAGAGUUUGGUGUUUGGACUGGAGACAGAUUUAGUGUCACAGCUGCAGCGGCCUGCAUCUCCAGUGUCGGAGGAUUUGUCAGAAACAGAAGCAGAUGGCCUUCUGUGUCUGGACAGGCGUGGUCACACUGCUUCUGAUGACGAAGAUGGUGAGGAGGAGGAGGAGGAGGAGGAGAAGCCAAUGGCGCGACAACCUGCUUGGGUCGACGAUGAUGAUGAGCAGGUGACAGUGGCCCAGGUAGAGGCAACAUUCGCGCAAGACCAACGCCGAGCCGCCGUGGCGCCGGCUGGCCGCUACCGGGCAGCGCUAGAGCAGCGGUUCACGUCCGUGGUGGGCGCGCCGCAGUGGGCGCAGCUCGAUCGCAAACGGCGCCGGGACAGCGACGACGAAGAGGACAGCGAGCUGCUAACCAAGACGGGCCGGCUGCUAUCCACGGCGCGGUCGGCGCGACUCGCCAAGGGCACGGUGCUGACCAAAACGUGCGCGCCCCUGACGGCGGCCGUGCAGCGGCGGCCGCGCACCGUCACCGCUCUCGAGUUCCACCCGGGCUCUCAGGUGGCGCUGGUCGGCGGCGGCGGCCGGCCGGCGCUAGCGCUCGUUCAGGUGGACGGCGUCGACAACCCGCUGAUCCAGGAGGUGCCCCUGGACGGGUUCCGUGUGCAGUGCGCCCACUUUACGCGUGACGGCGGCCAGCUGAUGGCCGGCUCCGAGCACGCGGCCCACCUGCUCUGCUACGACAUGAUGGCGGGCCGCGUGCUGCGCGUGGAGGCCGGCAGGCGGCUGGGACUGCGCGGCGUGCCGCAGUUCACGAUGUCGCCCGACGGCCGGUGGCUGGCGGUGCCCGGAGCGCGCGCUGGCGCCGUCCACCUGCUAUCCGCCCGCACUCACGAGUGGGUGGACACGCUGCAGGCGAGUGGACGCGUCACAGCACUGGCCUUCACCCCCGACGGCACCCGUCUGUUCACGCACACCGACGAGGGCCGUGUCUACGAGUGGGACAUGUCGACGCGCGCCUGCUGCCACCGGUUCGACGACGAGGGCUGCCUGUCGGGCACGUCGCUGGCGUGCGCGCCCAACGGCCGCCUGCUGGCGUGCGGCUCCUCCUCCGGCAUAGUGAACGUGUACGAGAUGGCGACGGCGCGACGCGCCUCCCACCCCCGCCCGGUCAAAGUGUUCGAUCAACUAACCACCACCUGCGACCAGCUGCGCUUUAACGUCACCGCAGAGCUGCUGGUGAUGGCCUCCUCGCAGAAGGAGCACGCCGUCAAGCUGGUUCACGUGCCGUCGAUGACUGUGUUUUCCAACUUCCCUGGCUGGUCGACUGCCGUGCAGGAGCCGCAUAGUUUGGACCUCUCGCUGAGCAGUGGCUACCUGACCGUGGGUAACAAUAAGGGCCGCGCGCUUCUCUACCGCCUACAGCACUACGAUAGUUACUGAGUGAGUGUCCCUAGCGGCGAACAGACUACCACGGGCGCCGCGUAGUUGAAUGUGCACUCGGUGACGCAUCUGUGUGUCUUUUGAAGGGGCUGGCGUGGUGAACUGCGGGGGAGGUAUAGAGGGAUGUUGGUGGACCGCCUUUAUCAAACUGAAAUACAAGCAUUGUUGUUGCUGGUGUCGUAACCUGCUCCAUUCGAAAUACACCAUGCAUAAAGUUCA